AUGGCUGCCAUCGCCAGAACCCCCUCCAGAGCCUCGUUCGACUACUCGCCUGCCCCCAAUAGACUUCCCUUCAACGCCAACCACUCCAUCUACGCCCACACAGGCCCCAGCAUCGAUCCCAAUGCCCACGACCCUCGUCGCCAGUCGACUGCUUCGUUGUUCUCCUUGAGCUCCUCCUACAACUACGACACCAUCGAGGACACCCCCAUAGGCAUCUUUGGCAUCUUGGUCAUUGUCUGCUCCACUGUUGGUGGCCUCCUCUUUGGCUACGACACCGGUGUCAUCUCAGGCUGCUUGGUGCUUAUCGACAACGACUUGGGCAGAGAGUUGAGCUCCUGGGACAAAGAGUUAAUUACCUCUAUAACUUCUGUUGGUGCCUUGCUUGGCUCAAUAGCUGCUGGGUUGACCUCUGAUAUCAAGCGAUUUGGCAGAAAAUUGACCAUCGUCCUAUGCUGCCUUGUUUUCAUCUUAGCAGCCAUUGAAAUGUCGUUGGCAACCUCUGUUUUGCUUUUGGUUAUUGGACGAUUCAUCGCUGGUGUUGCUAUUGGUUUGGCUUCUGUUUCGGUUCCAAUUUACAUCUCUGAAUUGUCUCCAUCAAAGAUAAGAGGAUUGCUAAUCGCAUUGAAUUCGUUGUCGACCACUGGGGGCCAGUUCUUAGCUUAUCUAGUUUCAAACCACUUGAAAAACAUCAACAAUAACUGGAGAUGGCUAUUCUUAAUCUCUGGGCUACCCCCCUUGGUUUUUCUACUCAUCUCAAAAUUCAUGCCAGAAUCACCAAGGUUUUUGAUUUCAACUGGUCAAUUGAAAAAGGCUGAAUUGUCACUAAAAAAACUAUUUCCUCACGCCAAAGAAAGCCAGUACCACGACAAAAUUGUACUAAUCCAAAAUGACGUUUCAAGAAACAAAAAUCUUUCCAAGAAAAACUGGUAUGACAGAACUUUCAAAAUACUCAGCACAAGAAGAGCGUUACUAGUAGGAAUCUCGUUAAUGAGUUUCCAACAACUAUGUGGGUUCAAUGCAUUCAUGUAUUACUCGGCUACAAUCUUCAAGAAAACUGGUUUCAAUGAUCCAAUUUUGAUUUCCAUUUUCAUUGCCGGAAGUAACUUUUUUUUCAGCUUCAUUCCAAUUUUCCUAAUUGAUAUAAUAGGAAGAAGAAAACUACUACUAUACACUGUAUGGAUAAUGUCAAUCUCCUUGUUUGUGGCUUCAGUAGUCUAUCUAUCUCUAAAAUCAGACGAAUAUAACAAUCUCGACAUCGAUAAUGACCACUACAAAUACGUUAUCCUACUAAUAUCCAUAAUCACAUUUGUUGGCUCCUAUGCUUCUGGUUUAGGCACUGUUCCCUGGACAAGCGUUGAGUUUUUGCCAGUCGAAGCUCGAAGUAUCGGUUCAACUCUAAUCAGCAGCUCAAACUGGAUUUGCAAUACUUUAAUCUCCUCCACUUAUCUAUCUCUAAUCAAAUACACCAAUCCAAGCUUUACAUGUCUAUUGUUUUCCCUAAUUUGUUUUCUUGGAUGGUUUGGAAUAUACAAUUACUAUCCUGAUGCAACCGGCCUAGCGUUGGAAAAUAUCAGAAAAAUAUUCGAAAAUGGGAUUGACAUCAAAUUGGCUGAUGAAUUACGAAGAGAAAUAAAACUGAAUAAAUACGAGAAUUUCAAUUCAAUUAGCAAUAUCAAUUCUCAAAAUGAAAGAUUAUUAUCUAAUUCAUAG
This is a messenger RNA of Ascoidea rubescens DSM 1968, 1710 nucleotides long. It is a transcript of the gene CIN10, whose product is annotated as Cin10p. The record is from RefSeq and is a predicted model, not a curated record. Gene Ontology annotation, molecular function: myo-inositol:proton symporter activity. Gene Ontology annotation, biological process: transmembrane transport. NCBI's taxonomy places the organism in Eukaryota, Fungi, Ascomycota, Saccharomycetes, Ascoideales, Ascoideaceae. The coding region runs from base 1 to 1710 and encodes 569 amino acids. Gene Ontology annotation, cellular component: membrane. The transcript has a single exon.